GCUUCACGACCAGCCUCGUCAUCAUACGCCCCGUCUCCUAGGCGCGGUAUUACUUCCCGACCUCCUCUGGCGCCCAAGAUCAAGGACAGCCUGAUCCAGCUUGUCAGAGCCUUUGACAAGGCGCUGAACAUUCGAGUGAAGCAAAUGUCUGCUAUCACUGGUGUUGCUGUAACUCGGUACCGAAAAAAACUCGAGUUAUCCAAUUUGAGGCUACAGUAUGAAGUUUUGCGUGGUUGUGGUGACGUUAAGGCCUUUCCCAUGGUAAACAGACUGAGAGCUCUGGAGAAAGAGGUGGAGGAUGCAGAUUCUGAGAUCUCAACCUUAGCUUCCGCCUUAAGGAGGUCCGGUGCCUCUAUUCAAGACUUGCAAGAAAAAGUUGCUCGUAUUGUGCUCUCUUUUCCCCCUUGCUGGCGUCAUAUUCCACAGGUAUGCUACACACACUGA
Dibothriocephalus latus is the source of this 444-nucleotide messenger RNA. The record is from the annotation of a GenBank genome assembly. NCBI's taxonomy places the organism in Eukaryota, Metazoa, Platyhelminthes, Cestoda, Diphyllobothriidea, Diphyllobothriidae.